AUGGACCAAGGCCUGGCGGCACCCAAGCAAGCUGGAGAUCCACCGGCGGGUGCACAUGGGAGAACGCCCAUUUGCUCGGAGUGCGGCAAGUACUUUGCCAGCUACGACAACCUGCUGCGGCACAACCGUGUGCACUCCAGUGAGAGGCCCUUCACCUGCUCUGACUGUGGCAAGAGCUUCAAAAGAUUGCAGUUCCUGAAGGCCCAUUGGCGGGUGCACACGGGCGAGAAGCCCUAUGGCUGCUCCACCUGCGGUAAGAGCUUUACCCGGUUGUCGGGGCUACGGCAGCACCGGCGGUUGUACAGCAGUGAGCGGCCCUUCACCAGCUCUGACUGCGGCAAAGGCUUCAAGUCGUCCACGAAACUGAAGGUGCACAGGCGCCUGCACACCGGCGAGCGGCCCUUCACCUGCAGUGACUGCGGCAAGGGCUUCACCCAGCCCGGCAGUCUGCUGGUGCACCAACGCAUCCACACCGGCGAGCGCCCCUACACCUGCGCCCAGUGCGGCAAGGGCUUCACCCAGUCCAGCAUCCUGCUGCAGCACCAGCGUACCCACACCGGCGAGCGCCCCUACACCUGUGCCCAGUGUGGCAAGGGCUUCACCAACUCUGGCAGCCUGCUGAGGCACCAGGGCACCCACACCGGCGAGCGCCCCUACACCUGUGCCCAGUGCGGCAAGGGCUUCACCAGAUCCAGCAACCUGCUGGUGCACCAACGUACCCACACCGGGGAGCUCCCCUGCACCUGUGCCCAAUGCGGCAAGGGCUUCACCAGAUCCAGCAACCUGCUGGUGCACCAACGUACCCACACCGACGAGCGUCCCUACACCUCUGCCCAGUGCGGCAAGGGCUUCACCCAGUCCAGCAGCCUGCUGGUGCACCAGCGUACCCACACCGGAGAGCGCCCCUACACCUGUGUCCAGUGC
Molecule: messenger RNA, 924 nt
Organism: Amblyraja radiata (thorny skate)
Lineage: Eukaryota; Metazoa; Chordata; Chondrichthyes; Rajiformes; Rajidae
Product: zinc finger protein 239-like
Exons: 2
Source: RefSeq, a predicted model, not a curated record